AUGAUGCACAAAACCCUACAGUGUUCAUCGAAUAAGCCUAAACCAGUUCUUCAGAAGAUAUCGUGUUUUUAUCGUAGUCGUUCAUUUAUCACUCAGUCGCCUGUACAAGAAUCAUCAUUGAAGUAUCAACAUGUAUUCAAUCAAAGUGUUAACACCAAUAAUAAUAAUAACACUAGUAAUAAUAGUAACAACAAUACACAACAAACACCUUCAAGUCAAAAGCAACAAACACCACCGAACACAGUGAAUACACCAAUUUUGACACAGCGUAAUAACAAUACUAAUACUAACGCUGCAACCACUACUACUAUUAAUAACAAUAAUACUAUUAGUAAUGAUAAUAAAAGUCACCAUAAUGACAUUGAUAGUAAUGGUAGUAGUACACAGAUUGCAGCAUCAUCUAAAGAUCGUCCACAGAGUGCAGAAGGUUUACCAUUAAGUGGUCCACUUAAAUCUCCUUCAGGUAUUCCAAGAUUAUUAUCUUUAAAUGAAUCAAUCAGUAAGUAUAUUUCACCGUCAAACAAUGAAAAAAAUAGUAAGACGUCAAAUGGUGGAAAUCAUGUAAACAGUAGCAAAAUUUCUAAUCAUGUCAACCACAAUAAUAAUGGCAGUCCUAGUAAUACAACUAAUAAUAAUGACCCUACAACUAAUUCAUCUUAUCCACGGAAGUGUACUCCACCGAGUAAUAGCUUCACAACAUCGGCUAUUACUAAUAAUAAUGGUUCCAAUGGCCAAUAUGUUUAUCGAUCACGUGCUACUACACAAUCAGUGACUAGACAAAACAGAACUAACUCAGAAAAUCCAUCUAAGUCAUGUGAUACAGAAUCUGACACAUCAAGUGUAUUUUCCAGCAGCGGUCCUCCAAGGCCAAUAUCUUCGAAAGUAGGAUCAUUGCAAAAUGCAAAACACAAACCAGGCGGAGGCAAUGUACAAAUUUUCAAUGAAAAAGUAGUCAUUAAUACUGUCACAGGGAAAUGUAAUUCACUGGCCAAUGUGAAACAUAAACCAGGUGGUGGGAAUGUACAAAUUGUAGAUCAAAAACUUGAUUUCUCUUCUAAUACACAAUCAAAAGUUCAGUCUUUUAAAAAUGUCAAACACGUUCCUGGAGGUGGAGAUAAAAAGAUAUCUACAGAAAAAUUGGAUUUCAUUCAAAAGGUGACUCCUAAAAUUGGUUCAUUUGCAAAUGUCAAGUACAAUCCCGCCGGUGGAGAUGUAAAGAUUUUCAACGAACACCUUCCAUGGUUGAAGUACAAUAAGCCUAACUUAUCAGCAACAGAGAAAGAUCGUAUCAAUAAACGUUCAAGUGGUCAUAAUAGUGAUAUGAAUGCCUCAACGACAUCUGGCAGUACUGGUCAUUAA
Trichobilharzia szidati is the source of this 1359-nucleotide messenger RNA. The record is from the annotation of a GenBank genome assembly. NCBI's taxonomy places the organism in Eukaryota, Metazoa, Platyhelminthes, Trematoda, Strigeidida, Schistosomatidae.